AUGGCUUUCAAAGGGACAUCUAGUAGCUCGAGCAUCGACCAUGGCACAACUACAUUUGUCGUGGGACCUGAGAAGACCGUUACUGCCUUGGAAGCGAACGACGACUCGCCAGACACACGUGCCGCUAGGAGAGAUGUUUCUGGGGACGUCCUCGACGACGGACUACGACGAGGUCUUAAAGGAAGACAUUUUGUGAUUAUCGCGCUCGGCAGCAUCAUCGGACCAGGGACAUUCUACGGGCUGGGCUACGCCAUCUACUUGUCUGGCCCUCUGGGGGCGCUGCUUGCAUGCUCAUAUUCUCUAGGAAUUUCGGUCUGGGUGUUGAUGCAAAGCGUUGGCGAGAUGACCACGUUAUUUCCCAUCCAUGGGGGAUUUGUCGAACAUGCUGGCCGCUUUGUUGAUCCUGCCCUGAGCUUUGCGAUGUCAUGGUUGUAUUAUCUCAUGUGGAGUGUCUUCCUCGCUGCAGACUGGAAUUCCGCAAUCUUAAUUCUCCGCUACUGGGUGCCAGACUCUACAAUUCCUUCCUACGCUUGGGCUCUUAUCUUCUGGGCAGUGUUCUCCGUUGUCACGCUUCUCGGUGUGAAUGUAUAUGGAGAGCUGGAGUACUUCUUCGGCAUGUUCAAGUUCCUCUCCCUCAUCAUCCUUUUCAUACUCUCCAUCGUGGCCGAUGUGGGUGGAUUCGGCGGUGGAUACAUUGGAUUCAGAUAUUGGACGAAACCAACAGGUCCUAUUAUACAUGGAAUCGAUGGAUUUGGACAGGUCUUCGUUCUUGCAGCAGCUUACUACGUUGGCACGGAAAUUAUUUCUUUGGCUGGUGGCGAAUCGAGAAAUCCGAAGAAAGACAUCCCAAAGGCCAUCAACUCUGUCGUCUAUCGCAUAUUGGUCGUAUAUAUAGGCAUGCCUUUUUUCCAAGGCCUUAUAUGUCCGUCAGAUUCGCCAGAACUUCUGAACGCAGACUCGGUAGUUGCAUCGUCGCCGUUUACGAUUGGCUUUACCAACGCGGGUUGGAAGACAUCUGGGCACUUUGUCAAUGCUUUGAUAACGGUGGCUUUUGUCUCCGCAGCCAACGGCGUGGUGUAUGUGCAGUCACGCACAGUCUACUCCUUGGCGUUGACCGGAAGAGCACCGAAGAUCUUCGCAAAGACGACAUCCCGUGGAGUACCGUGGUUUGCUAUAUUGACCUCCAACCUCUGGGGCUUCCUAUGCCUAAUGAACCGGAAGCUCUCCGCAGGCCAAGUGUUUGCAUAUAUGACAAGCGUGGGAGGCACUGCAGCUUAUAUUGCCUGGGCCGCCAUCAUAUUCACCCAUUUGCAGAUCCGGGCCGCGGCGAAGAGACAAAACAUUGAUGUCAACACGUUUCCGUACAAAGCCUUUGGGAACAUCUGGAUCUACCGCCUCAAUUUUGCGUUCAAUAUCUUCCUCCUCUUCAUCCAAGGGUACACGGUCUUCAAACAUCCCUUCAACUGGAGGUCGUUCAUUGCGUGCUAUAUCACCAUUCCGACCUUUUUCAUCCUGUUUUUCGGGUUCAAGUUCUACUACAGAACUCGUUGGGUCCGGCUUGACGAGGUUGAUUUCUCGGACCGCAGAGAAUGGAUUGCUCCUGCGUCUACAGCAUCGUAUGACUCGAGAUCCUGGAAGAGGAAAGUCUGGGAUAUGUUCAAAGACUGA
Messenger RNA from Cladophialophora bantiana CBS 173.52, 1668 nucleotides. RefSeq lists its product as uncharacterized. Gene Ontology annotation, molecular function: amino acid transmembrane transporter activity. Gene Ontology annotation, biological process: amino acid transmembrane transport. The record is from RefSeq and is a predicted model, not a curated record. The coding region runs from base 1 to 1668 and encodes 555 amino acids. The transcript has 8 exons. Lineage: Eukaryota; Fungi; Ascomycota; Eurotiomycetes; Chaetothyriales; Herpotrichiellaceae. Gene Ontology annotation, cellular component: membrane.